CGGGCAGCCAAUCGGCGCGGGGCGAGGGCGGGGCUAAAGCAUGGCGGCCGGGCGGGACGUGAGCGGCGGGCUGGAGCCCGUGGCCGUGGCGCUGUGGCCGCCCGGGGAAAGCCCGGCGCCGUUCCAGUACAGCCCGGACUGCGUGCCCGGGGCGGACGGAGCCAUCGACCCCACCGAGGUGACCUUCCAGGGCUGCCCGUGCCGCGUCCGCUCCUGCACCGCCCGCUCCUGCCCGUGCGUGCGGCUCGGACGGCGCGGCCGCGUCCCGCAUUGCGCCGCGCCGCUCUUGGAGUGCAACGCCAUGUGCCGCUGCGGGGACGGCUGUCAGAACAGGGUCGUGCAGAGGGGUCUGCAGGUCAGGCUCCAGGUGUUCAAGACGGCUAAGAAGGGCUGGGGCGUCCGCGCUCUGGAAGCCGUAGCCGAGGGGAGCUUUGUCUGCGAAUACGCCGGGGAGGUUUUGGGCUUCGCCGAGGCACGCAGGAGGAGCCGCGCCCAGGCGGCCCAGGAUCCGAACUACAUCAUAGCCGUGCGGGAGCACCUCCACGACGGGCGGCUGAUGGAGACCUUCGUUGACCCCACGUACAUCGGGAACGUGGGCAGGUUCCUCAAUCACUCCUGCGAACCCAACUUAGUGAUGGUGCCCGUCCGCGUUGACUCCAUGGUGCCCAGGCUGGCGCUUUUCGCUGCCACCGAUAUUUCUGCUGGAGAGGAGCUUUGCUACGAUUAUUCUGGGAGGUUCCGUAACUUACCGCCAACUGAGGGGGAACAAAAAGCUUCAGAAGAAGGCAGCGUGCUGAGGAAGCCGUGCUUCUGUGGGUCCCGGACCUGCGCUGCCUUCCUGCCCUGGGACGGCUCCCUGUUCCCCGCUGCAGACACACAUUCACAGAGCUCUCCGUAGCUCCCUGGCCAUACGUAGCGAUGCCAUUUUCUCCAGUAGUUGAAGUGCACCUAGAUCAAACUGCAAACAUCAAAGAACUAUUUUUUGUAGAAGUAUAAAGCGAGGUUUUGAGUAACAGCUGAGAACAUAAGAUUUUGAGACCACCUUCAUGCAGCGUCCCAGAGGCUGUUUUCAAGGUGGAUGAUAAGAAGCUUCAGGGUGUUCCAGUCUCAAUUACUGACCCGGGAUUGGUGCUUUCUUCUUGUUUUCAGCUGACAGCUUACCAUAUGUUAACAAAUUAUGUCUUUAAUUUGUACUAAAGCUUUCAGAACGAAUGAGCGUUAACACAGGUAUGGAGAAGGGAGCUGUGGUAACAGCAACAGGCAGCUCUGGCAGUCACACAGAGGAGUGAGAGAGACAAAGGAAUGCUGGAAUUUGCACUAAGAGGCAUUAGAUGUCUUAAACCUUGUUGUAAGAAAUAAAUCUUUAAAAUGA
Tympanuchus pallidicinctus (lesser prairie-chicken) is the source of this 1372-nucleotide messenger RNA. Its product is annotated as histone-lysine N-methyltransferase SETMAR. Lineage: Eukaryota; Metazoa; Chordata; Aves; Galliformes; Phasianidae. Bases 41 to 898 code for a protein of 285 amino acids. The transcript is spliced from 2 exons. Gene Ontology annotation, cellular component: nucleus. The record is from RefSeq and is a predicted model, not a curated record. Gene Ontology annotation, molecular function: histone H3K9 methyltransferase activity; zinc ion binding; protein binding.